Molecule: messenger RNA, 906 nt
Organism: Umbelopsis ramanniana AG
Lineage: Eukaryota; Fungi; Mucoromycota; Umbelopsidomycetes; Umbelopsidales; Umbelopsidaceae
Exons: 1
Coding region: 59-802 (247 amino acids)
Source: RefSeq, a predicted model, not a curated record
UUUGGCGUGUUUACGCUCUUUGACUCCAGGUUUACAAGAUGAUGAGAUAGCCCAAGACAUGCACUUCGCACGCAACAUCAUCGACUACGAGCAAGAAGAAGAGGACGACGACGAAGAAGAAGAAUCUGAGAUCGACCAUGAAUACGAAGAUGAAGUCUUAUUUCCAGAUCCGAAGGAGAAUGAAGUGUCGGAAAAUGAACAACCAUUGAUAGAAAGCAACGAUCAACAUCAUCAUUAUCGACCUUCGGCACUGUAUGCGGUGGGAAGACCACCAGACUCUCGGUACGAACCGCAAAUCCCUGACCAUAAGAAACCAACCUUUCGUUAUAUUCCCCGACCACUUGCGCCUCUUCCUCCGCCCAGCAUGGCACAUCACGAGCACGAUCCUGUUCCCGCGUCGAAUGGUAUGUCACCACCGCACCCUCAUAUGGCUGCUCCGCGGCCACCUCCAAUACCGUCCUCCCCACCCGACAGAAUGAAUGGUAAAAGCAUCGUUCAACGUAAACCUCCCGUCAAUAUUGCUCCAGCAUGGGCUCGUCCGCCACCGCCUCCUCAGCCAUCUGGUCGUAUUGACUUUGACUUGUCGGGCCCAGAUUCCCCUCCACUAGAGACCCUAGCUUCUCUUGCGGAUGAACAAUACCGACAAUAUUAUUCCAAGCGUUCCUUCAUAGUACAAGAAAGAAUCAAAGAUUACACUGGAUCCAAGAAAAAGAAGAAGAAGAGCCAUCGACAUGGCAAGAAGGCCAAACGUGUGCACGCUGACGGCAAACCUUCAUCCAGCAAGGAUGUUCUAGUCAGCUAGAUUGUUUCCAUAUGGUUUUUUCUUCUUCUUUUUGCUCUGACAUGUUCCAGAGCCCCACCCUGUCUUUUAUCCCACUCCAUCCCAAGUUUUUCCUCUCUUUCACU